This is a messenger RNA of Cornus florida, 1285 nucleotides long. RefSeq names its product chaperone protein dnaJ 50. NCBI's taxonomy places the organism in Eukaryota, Viridiplantae, Streptophyta, Magnoliopsida, Cornales, Cornaceae. The record is from RefSeq and is a predicted model, not a curated record. Gene Ontology annotation, biological process: protein folding. Bases 53 to 955 code for a protein of 300 amino acids. Gene Ontology annotation, cellular component: endoplasmic reticulum membrane. The transcript has 10 exons.
CAAAUGCAUAUGAGAGAAAUCUCGGAGCAGAGAAGACGACGAAGACGAUACGAUGGCGCCAACACCAGCGAUCCGCUGGUUCGCAGUCGUAUCUGUUUUCAUGAUUUACCUCCUGAUCCAACCGUCGAUGUCCAUAUACUGCGAUGAGGACGACUGUUACGAUCUCCUAGGGGUUUCACAGAGUGCCAAUGCUUCCGAAAUCAAGAAAUCAUACUAUAAACUCUCAUUAAAAUAUCACCCGGAUAAAAACCCCGAUCCAGAAUCGCGGAAGUUGUUUGUGAAAGUUGCAAAUGCUUAUGAGAUUUUGAAAGAUGAAGCUACAAGGGAGCAGUAUGAUUAUGCAAUUGCGCAUCCAGAGGAGGUAUUUUACAAUACAGCUCGCUACUACCAGGCAUACUAUGGUCACAAAACAGAUCCUCGUGCUGUCUUAGUGGGUCUUCUUUUGGUUCUUUCAGCAUUUCAGUAUCUAAAUCAGUGGACAAGGUAUAAUCAGGCUGUAGACAUGGUCAAGAAGACACCAGCUUACAAAAAUAGACUACGGGCUUUGGAACUUGAACGUAGUGGGGGGUUGACAAACAAGAAGAAGAGUCACAAGCAGAUAGAUACAAAGAUGAAGGAAGAGAUCAGCAAUGAACUUGAACUGCAGAUAAAGGGUGCUGAAAAACCAUCUCUGUGGGAACUUAUGGGUGUCCGUUUCAUACUCCUACCUUACACCAUUACAAAGCUACUGUUGUGGUAUGGAUGUUGGCUUUGGAGGUACCAGGUGAAACAAGCUCCUUAUUCUUGGGAAGAUGCCUCGUUCUUAACACGAAGAGCCCUAGGGGCGCCUAUGGAUUCAUGGAGUUAUAUUGAUGAAUCAACCAAGGAAGAUCUUAUUCAAAGACGUUUAUGGGAGAAAUCCAACAUGGGGAACUACCUUGUGGAGAUGCGGAAAGAAUCAAAGCGCAGAAGGUAGUAGAUUCGACCUAGAGAGCUACUCAAUGGGGGGUUUGCAGAAAGAAUCGAAGUGCAGAAGAUGGCAGAUUUUGUUGCCCUGGUAUCUCUUUCGCUUUGAUAUAUAUUAUUUUUUAUAGCAGUCAUCUAAUUUGUAAAUGUGAAGCAAACUUGUACUUCUAUAGCUUAAGCGUUGCCAGUCCGAAUUAGUUGAAUCACUAACAGAGUUGUAGAAAUUAAUAUUAUCCAAUUGUUGAGGGAACCCUAAUUUGAAAGGUUUUGUGGAUGUCGUAUGAUUGGCGUCAUAAAUGUAAUUUGAUACAUUUUAUACCAAAAACCACUACUUAAGGAA